Messenger RNA from Microcebus murinus (gray mouse lemur), 1310 nucleotides. Lineage: Eukaryota; Metazoa; Chordata; Mammalia; Primates; Cheirogaleidae. The record is from RefSeq and is a predicted model, not a curated record.
AGGCACGUGCGCGGUCACGUGGGCGUUGCCUCUGCCUCCGCCAGGUGGCAUCCCCGGCUAUGGCUGCCUCUCCGUCCAGCCUCUUCGCUGGGCCCUCGGUGCUGAGCUGCCGAGUCCUGCUGCCGACGCUGCUUCUGCUGCUCCCGCCGCCAAUGCUGAGCUCGGGUUACAGAGAGGACGAAACCAAACCAGUCAUUCUCUUCCUCCUCUAUGUGGUCACUGUGCCUGAAGUUUGUGGUGCACCCUGGUGGUCGGAGGAUGGGGGUGUGACCCGCCAUUGGCCCUGGGAGGUGAGCCUCCGGAUAGAGAAUGAGCACGUGUGUGGAGGAGCCCUCAUUAACUCCAGCUGGGUGGUGACUGCUGCCCACUGCAUCCUAGGCACCAAGGAGUACUCAGUGAUGCUUGGCACUUCCAAGCUGCAGCCUGUGAACGUCACCAGGGCACUCUGGAUUCCUGUGAAGGACAUCAUUAUGCACCCCAAGUACUGGGGCCAGAAUUUCAUCAUAGGCGAUGUCGCCCUGCUCCACCUUCACACUCCCGUCAUCUUCAGCAACUACGUGCAGCCCAUCUGUCUCCCUGAGCCCAACCUCAACCUGAAGGUUGGGACGCAGUGCUGGGUGACUGGCUGGAGCCAGGUUAAACAAAGGUUUUCAGCUGACUCCGUGCUGACCACAGAGCUGCAGGAGGCCGAGGUGUUUAUCAUGGACAACAAGAGGUGUGACCGCAUCUACCACAGGAAGUCCAUCUUCCCCCGAGUUAUCCGCCUUGUCCUGAAGGACAUGGUCUGUGCCACCAACUAUGGAGACAACUUGUGCAAUGGGGAUUCCGGGGGACCAUUGGCUUGUGAAGUUGAGGGCAGAUGGAUUCUGGCUGGGGUGUUAUCCUGGGAAAAGGCCUGCGCAAAAGCAGAGAAUCCAGGCGUGUACACCCGCGUCACCAAAUAUACCAAAUGGAUCAAGAAGCAAAUGAGCAAUGGAGCCCUUGCAGGUGUCUGCGCCUCUGCCUGGCUCCUAUUCCUGUGCUGGCUGCUGCACUCCCGGGUGGGCCCCUGACAUCCCCCCCUUCUCUUCCUGCGUUGCCUCUGCUCAGUGGGGCUGGGUGGAGGUUGAGCAAGGUCACGUGUCCAUAUUCAGCAAGAGUCCGGGUGGCGAAAGAGUGGCCCCUGCAAGACUGGGUCUCACUUUGGCAUCCUCUCGGGGAGAAAUGUGGUGGAUGACUAGGCCUUGGGUGACCAGGAGAAGGGAAGUGUGGCCUGGAAAGGUCCUGGAAUAUGGGACCACAUAGCAGGGAUUAAACUUGUGCAAACCUGA